CAAAAUUUCAUGUCAUUUAAAAAAUUACGGCCCGUACGUAAAUAACAAAUAGUUGACUGCUGUGCUGUGCUGUGGUGGUGGUGCUCGCGCUUGACUAUAACGAAAACGAAAGUGUUAAAUAUACAAUACAUACAAAUAUAUUGAACGUCUAAAUAAUAGAGUGUUAAAAUGAAAGCGUUCGUCGUAGCCGGUAUUUGCUUGAUUAGCAUUGUUAGCUUAAGCUCUGCACAAUUCUCCAAUGGACGCGUUUUGGAUCCACCAAAUCCACAAUUGUGCGCUCAAAGGAUUAUACACGAAAAGACACCCGAUGGCAAAGGCUACUUCUUCUCGUGGCGCGAUCCACAAUUGAAGGGUGUGGAAGAAGAUUGGUUGACAGCCAGAAACUUCUGUCGCAGACGUUGCAUGGACUCAGUUUCAUUGGAAACUAGCUUAGAAAAUGAAUGGAUAAAGCAACGUGUUGUAAACGAAAAUGUGAAAUAUAUCUGGACCAGUGGUCGCCUGUGUGACUUCAAGGGUUGUGACCGUCCCGAUUUGCAGCCCGUCAACGUCAACGGCUGGUUCUGGACCGCUACUCUGCAAAAAUUGGCCCCAACUUCCGAACGCUCACAGGGUGAUUGGUCACCAAACGGCGGUAUUGGUCUGCCUCAGCCCGACAACCGUGAAUACAAACAGAACGGUGCUCCCGAAAAUUGCGUGGCAUUGCUCAACCAGUUCUACAAUGACGGUGUCAACUGGCACGACGUCGCCUGCCAUCACAAGAAACCAUUCGUGUGCGAGGAAAACGAUGCCCUGCUGAAGUAUGUGCGCUAUACAAACCCAAAUUUGCGCAUUUAAAUGUGUCGCUGUUGGAGGAUGUGCAGCAUAUUGUGAAAUUGCUGGAGUGAAACCAAAAAUGUUUUCUAUCAUAUAAAAUGUUAAUCUAUUAGCGCAGAUACUCGUAGGAGCAAUGCAUAUUUUCAUUUUUGUCUUGUUUAUAUUUCUCUAUUCUCUGUCGUCCUGUUUCUAGCAACUAAAAUAUAGCAAAAUUGAUGAGUGUUCAUAUGUAUAAAUAUACAAAUUAAUGCUUAAUUGUAUGUGUAUACAAGAGCAUGCCUUUGAAGAUUUUACGCUUUCUGAUUUUUAUGUUACUUUCUUAUACUCUCAUUGUUUAGUUAAAUAAUAUUUUUGUAUUAAUUUAUGAUUAUAAUAUAUAUAAACGUCGAAAAAUA
This is a messenger RNA of Zeugodacus cucurbitae (melon fly), 1208 nucleotides long. RefSeq lists its product as uncharacterized. The transcript is spliced from 3 exons. The record is from RefSeq and is a predicted model, not a curated record. Lineage: Eukaryota; Metazoa; Arthropoda; Insecta; Diptera; Tephritidae. Bases 169 to 834 code for a protein of 221 amino acids.